This is a messenger RNA of Ostreococcus tauri, 894 nucleotides long. Its product is annotated as Short-chain dehydrogenase/reductase SDR. The coding region runs from base 1 to 894 and encodes 297 amino acids. The transcript has a single exon. The record is from RefSeq and is a predicted model, not a curated record. Lineage: Eukaryota; Viridiplantae; Chlorophyta; Mamiellophyceae; Mamiellales; Bathycoccaceae.
AUGGCGUCCGUGUCGUCUGGGUUCUCCCUCAUAACCGGCGCCACGGACGGGAUCGGACGACACACCGCGCGCAGGCUCGUCGAGUGCGGGAAAUCGGUCGUCGCCCACGGACGAGACGAUGCGAAGGUCGACGACGUCGUGCGCGAGCUCGAAGCGCUGGCGGCGCAAAAGGGGUCGGGGGCGAUGGUACGAGGGGUGGUCAGCGAUUUGGCCACGGUCAGUGGCGCUCGCGCGCUCGCGGGUCUCGUGCGCGAGACGGUGGAGAGCGGCGGCGGAUUGGAGGCGUUGUACAACAACGCGGGCGUUUUCAUGAAGGGUGCGUACGUCGAGACGGUGGACGGGCGAGAGAUGACGUUCGCGGUGAACGUCGUCGCGCCGUACGUUCUCACUGGGUUGUUGAUGGGUGACCUCGUGAAACGAGCGAGGGAGAGCGGAAGAAAAUCUAGCGUUCUGAACGUGGCAUCGAUUUCGGCGUCGCCUAGGAUCGACUUCGAGAACAUCAACGCGGAAAAGAUGUUCUCGGCGCAUGGAAGUUAUUCGCUCAGCAAGGCGUGCAUGAAGGCGUUUUCCUACGAGCUCUUUGACAGGCUUGCGGCUGGGAAGCUGUGCAAUGGCGACGCGACGGUGGAUAAUCUGAACGUCUUCAGCUGCGAUCCAGGCACCGUUAACACAAAAAUGCUCCUGGCCGGAUGGGGCCGAUGCGGUAUCGAGAUAUUCGAGGCCAACGAUCAGUUUGAUAUCAUGGUUUCGGACAUAGAGAAAAAUUCGGUGGAUUUCAACGGCUGUUACUUCGUCGGGGCAGCCCCGAUGAAACGCUCGAGCGCGCCGGGCGACGCCGACCAGGCCAGAUUGUGGGCAUUGCUCGAACGCGAAACAAAAUUGGUGUACGUCUAG